GUGUAAAUCUUUUGGUUUCCUCUUUUUCAGAAAUUUAUUUUCCCUAAAGUUUUGUUUUCUUUGUAAAAACAUUGCAGAGUGCCCCCAAACCGAUUGAAACUCAAAAGUUUGCUCCUUUGAAUCGAUCUUCGUCUCUAGUGAGGAGGAUGCAGAAUCAGAAUGAUACGGUGAAGGAUGAUGCGGAGCUCGCUGCUUCCAUCUCGGCUGAACAAUGGGGAUGCUGUUCAGUGGAGGAACCAUCUUUUCAAGAUGAUGAAGCUGCUAAAGUUCCUUAUGUUGGUGAUAAGGAGCCUAUGUCUAGUUUAUCUUCAGAGUACCAAGCAGGGAGUCCCAUUUUGCUUGAGAAGAUAAAGGUACUGGACAGUCAAUAUGUUGCAAUCAGGCGAACAAGAGGAGAUGGAAACUGCUUCUUCCGAAGUUUUAUGUUCUCUUACCUUGAGCAUAUUUUGGAAUCACAAGAUGGUGCUGAAGUUGACCGUAUCAAGGUCAAUGUUGAAAAAUGUAGAAAGAAUCUGCAGAACUUAGGCUACACAGAUUUCACAUUUGAGGACUUCUUUGCGUUGUUCCUUGAGCAACUAGAUGACAUCCUCCAAGGAGGCGAAGAGUCUAUAAGCUAUGAUGAGCUGGUUAACAGAAGUAGAGAUCAGUCUGUUUCCGACUACAUUGUGAUGUUCUUCAGGUUUGUUACUGCUGGUGAAAUAAAAACGCGUGCUGAGUUCUUCGAGCCUUUUAUAACAGGAUUAUCUAAUACCACAGUGGAUCAGUUUUGCAAGACAUCAGUUGAACCGAUGGGGGAAGAGAGUGACCAUAUUCACAUAACAGCUUUGUCGGACGCGCUUGGUGUUGCAAUCCGGGUUGUGUAUCUUGACCGUAGCUCAUGUGAUACUGGAGGUGGUGUCACUGUGAACCAUCACGACUUUGUUCCCGUUGGCAGUGGCACUAAUGAGAAAGAAGAAGCUUCUUCUGCUGCUCCCUUUAUAACAUUGCUCUAUCGUCCAGGCCAUUACGAUAUCCUCUACCCCAAGGUAUUGGAGAAUGUGGAAAAAUGAUCAUUUAAUGAUUGCAAAACUGUGGUAAUAUGGAUUCUUUGAAUCAUGGUACACCAUCUCUUUGCUCCUUGAUUAUGAUCAAAACCCUUGCGACAUCAGAAAAUGGAUUUUUUUGUUUGUUUGUUUUACUAUAACAUUCGUGAUAGUCUCUCCUUUUGUGAAGUGUACUAAAAUGAAUCAGAAGUGUUUGCAAUAUAAACAAUGACAAGAGUCUAAGUUUGUUUUAAUGGCUUGA
Molecule: messenger RNA, 1284 nt
Organism: Brassica oleracea var. oleracea
Lineage: Eukaryota; Viridiplantae; Streptophyta; Magnoliopsida; Brassicales; Brassicaceae
Product: ubiquitin thioesterase otubain-like
Exons: 10
Coding region: 147-1049 (300 amino acids)
Biological process (GO): protein K48-linked deubiquitination
Cellular component (GO): nucleus
Molecular function (GO): cysteine-type deubiquitinase activity; ubiquitin binding
Source: RefSeq, a predicted model, not a curated record